AGCGGAUCCAGAUCGACCAGCCACCGGCGUAGCUCGACGGACCACCGCCACGCAUCCCCCUCCUCUGCUCCGUUCGUGCUCCCUGCGCUGCGCACCGCCGCGGCCAGCGCACACUCAACCUCCUCCCCUCUCACGCUCCCCUCGACGGCUGGCGUACGCUGGGUUGAGUUACAUCUCUCGUCUCUGGCUGUGGACGCUGCGCGAACCGCACUCGCCUCCCUCUCCGCCCCAGCGCUUGCCCCAAUAAACGCACGCACCUGCCUCCGCCUCACUCCGUCCGCGACCUCGGCAGGCAACGCCGGCGGCCAGCGACGACGAACGACGAAUCCCUAGCGCCCGCCCUCCGUCGUGGCCCUGCCUCCGUGCCCUCCUGCAUCUGCACCACUCCGUCGCGACCCUGCGUGCGACGGUGAGCAGUCCCGCCGAGAGGACGACCUCCGCAGCGGCGCAAAGAUAAUAAAGAUGGACGAGGUCACACAAGCCGUUGAAAACCUGAAAAGUGAAUGGAGCCAAGCAGUUGCACAGCUUGAGGUGUGCAUUGCUGCAAUUGAAUCCUGUGGGAAGAUGGGGAAAGGGACAGAAGAAGCAAUGUCUCUUCCUAGGUUGAACGGUUCUGCACAGGAUGCACUGCAAUUGCUGAAUGCACUGCAAUGCAGGCUUGAUCUUCUGGCAGAGCAGCUACCCACUUUUGAAGAAGUUCAGUCUGGACAGGCAACCUUAGGGUCAUGGAAGGAACAGUAUCAGAGGCUGCGUGCGGCCCUGAGGAGUGCUAACUUACAAGCAAAAGUGAACAUUGGAAAAGCUGCUCAAGAAGAGAGGGAGCUUCUUCUGGGAGGUGGAGAAGAGUCCACUGUUCGGAGGCGUAAUCUCCAGACAAAGGCUGGGAUGACAUCCGCUGCAGAAAGUAUUACUGAGAGCCUCCGUAGGUCUCGGCAGUUGAUGGUUCAGGAAGUGGAAAGAAGUGCUAAUACCUUGUCAACUUUUGAUGAAUCGACAAGUGUUCUCCGAAAGGCUGAAGGUGAGUAUCAAGGGCACCGCUCUUUGCUGAUGCGCACCCGUGGUUUGCUCUCCAUGAUGCAACGACAAGAUGUUCUCGAUAGGAUCAUCCUAACCAUUGGGUUCCUCGUGUUCUCCUUGGCGGUUCUGUACGUUGUCUCAAGACGUAUUGGCCUGUUGACACUGCAAAGGAAGCUGGCUGAUGCUAUCAGAUCAGGCUCAGUAUCAGCUGGAGACAUCUUGGCUAAAGUACAGGAGGGACCUGCCCCAACAGAUGGUCCUCCCAUCUAUGAUGAACUGUGAUUUUACUUCCACCCAUUGUUUGUACAUGAGCUUACAACCAGAAGCAAGCGUACCUUUCAGAGUUCUUAUUUCUUAGUAGUACAUGUUGCCUAAAGUAACUUUUGCCCAAAAGGGCUAUACUGGUGCAUUGACCUGCUGUUAGACUUGAGUUGAAGUCGGAGUAUGCUUUAUGUUGCUUCCAUCAAGCCCCGAAACUCUGUACAGUUGUUAUGCAUUUUUUUUCUCUCUACAUUAUCUGGGACAUAUACUACAUUACUCCCUCCAAUCCAUAUUACUUGUUGCUGCUUA
Molecule: messenger RNA, 1587 nt
Organism: Triticum dicoccoides
Lineage: Eukaryota; Viridiplantae; Streptophyta; Magnoliopsida; Poales; Poaceae
Exons: 8
Coding region: 463-1299 (278 amino acids)
Biological process (GO): retrograde vesicle-mediated transport, Golgi to endoplasmic reticulum
Cellular component (GO): SNARE complex; endoplasmic reticulum
Molecular function (GO): SNAP receptor activity
Source: RefSeq, a predicted model, not a curated record